AUCCCCUCCCUCCCGGCCCUCUCCCCUCAUCACCACACUUCGCUUCCUCCUCCCGGCUCUCCUCCUUCCUUCCUAGUCCCUCCCUCCCUUCUCCUCACUCCGGCGCGCGCAAUCCAGAAGAAGCACUGGAGGACGGCCAGCGACGUGCCGCGGGGGGCGGGAUGACGAGGCGGUGCUCGCACUGCAGCCACAACGGGCACAACUCCCGGACGUGCCCCAACCGCGGGGUCAAGAUCUUCGGGGUGCGACUCACCGAUGGCUCCGCCAUCCGCAAGAGCGCCAGCAUGGGGAACCUCUCCCUGCUCGCCGCCGGAUCCAGCAGCGGCGGCGGCGCGUCCCCCGCCCACGACGCCCACUCCCACGCCGACGGCUACGCCUCCGACGACUUCGUGCAGGGCUCGUCCUCCGCCAACCGCGAGCGCAAGAAAGGGGUUCCUUGGACUGAAGAAGAACACAGGAGGUUUUUGCUUGGAUUGCAAAAGCUUGGAAAGGGGGAUUGGCGAGGAAUUUCUCGUAAUUUUGUGGUUUCAAGAACUCCUACUCAAGUAGCAAGUCAUGCGCAGAAAUAUUUUAUACGCCAAGCCAAUAUGAGCAGAAGGAAGAGAAGGUCUAGCCUUUUUGACUUGGUGCCUGAUGAGUCCGACCUGCCACCACUUCCUGGGAAUCAUGAACCAGAGGCCCAAUUGUUAAAUCAACCACCACUACCUCCACCCAUGGAGGAGGAGGAGGUAGAAUCCAUGGAAUCAGAUACUUCUGCCAUUGCAGAGAGUUCUUCAGCCUCUGCUAUCAUGCCAGAGAAUUUGCAGUCAAGCUAUCCAGUAUUGGUUCCAGCUUAUUUCUCACCAUUCUUGCAAUUCUCAGUUCCUUUUUGGCAAAGUCAGAACGAUGGGGAUGAUCUUCGACAAGGAACACAUGAGAUUGUCAGGCCCGUUCCGAUUCAUUCAAAGAAUCCAAUCAAUGUUGAUGAGCUGGUUGGCUUGUCGAAGCUAAGCAUAGGGGAUCCCAAGCAAGAGACAGUAUCUACUUCUCUUUCACUAAAGUUGGUAGGAGGUCAAAAUAGGCAAUCAGCUUUCCAGGCAAAUCCCCCGACAAGGGCUCAGGCGUGAUCCUCUUCAGCACAAAAACUGCAUUUAGACGAGUUCCGGCAAAAUAAGCUUUGCCUCUUUUUUUCUUUUUAUGUUCAAAAUUAACCGAGCUCUGUAGUCUGUACCAAUGUGCCCUGGUGUUGUAAGUUAUGUAUGAAUGCAUGUGUUGUUUGUAUGGCACACAUGAUAUGCCGCUGGAUGUUAACAAAAUCAUUAAUGUUAGUGCUGAUCUCUGUGGUUGUAUUAUUGUAAACUCUUAUAUAAGAAAACAAGAUACUAGUCAGUUACUUCUAACUCUGAAGUCAGCACGGUUCAUUCUGCUGAA
Messenger RNA from Brachypodium distachyon (stiff brome), 1410 nucleotides. RefSeq names its product transcription factor MYBS3. Gene Ontology annotation, molecular function: DNA binding. The record is from RefSeq and is a predicted model, not a curated record. Gene Ontology annotation, biological process: response to ethylene; response to gibberellin; response to auxin. Lineage: Eukaryota; Viridiplantae; Streptophyta; Magnoliopsida; Poales; Poaceae. Bases 162 to 1106 code for a protein of 314 amino acids. The transcript has 3 exons.